CAAUAUCACACACACACACACACACACACACACCACUUUUGGAAGCAAACCACUGAGGUGAAGUGGCGGCGGAAGAGAGAGAAAGCUCAGAGAGAGAGAGAGAGAGAGAGAGAGAGAGAGCGCUGAACCUUGGGAACUUGGUUUUCGCUAGACAGAUCUCAAAUCAUUUGAUUCUCAUCCAUUUUCUCAGCUUUUCCAUACCCUUCUCUUUGUUGAAGGUAUUGGAGAUUCGAUGUGUCGAUUUUACGGCCUUUGUUAGUUAAGGUGGACGAGAAGACUGAUGAUUAUACACGCUUUAUUCACUGAUUCGAUUCGAUCGAUCACUUCGUCGCUUGCAUGGGAGCAGAGGUUGUAUGGGAUGCUAUUCCAAACCCACACCAGUUAUUGCUGUGGAUGCGCCAGCAAAGGAGCUCAGAAUUGGGCAGAGGGUGAGGAAAAGCAGUGCAUAUGAAGAUUUUUGGAGCACCAGCACAUAUGAGAUGGACAAUAACGCUGUUCAUUCUCAGAGAAGCAUCUCAUCUAUCAGCGUGUCAAACGAGAGCCUGAGUAGUGGCACUGGCAUCUCUAGCAACCAUUCUGAAUUCGUAAAUCAUGGCCUUCUUCUCUGGUAUCAGACCAGGCUUCAGUGGAUUGGAAAUAAAAGGUCUAAGAACCAUGGACAAGUCCGUGAACCUAGAUUGAGUUGGAAUGCUACUUAUGAGAGCUUGCUUAGUACUAACAAACGUUUCACCCAACCAAUCCCACUCUCUGAAAUGGUAGAAUUUUUAGCGGACAUCUGGGAGCAUGAGGGCUCAUGCGAUUGAAGAACUCCGGAUACUAUAUUUAACUAUCUUCUUACGUGUGGAAGUGCCACUAUCUUUUUUAAGUUAACUCUUCAGUACUAAAUCAAGUAAACUGUUCUGCUAAUCUAUAACAGAGAAGAAAAAAGAGAUAAAGAGUUGUAUGUUGAUUUGCAAUAUCACAGACCUAUUCCUUUCCUAUAUAUGCCUACUUGAACAUGUCUUCCAACUGCAUAUGACCCAAGUAUGGAAGCAUGUGUCUUUGGAUGGGAUAGUUUUAUGGUUAAUAAUAAAGGAAUAAGUAUGCAGCAUGGUGUUGAUCCAAA
Messenger RNA from Camellia sinensis, 1105 nucleotides. RefSeq lists its product as uncharacterized. The record is from RefSeq and is a predicted model, not a curated record. NCBI's taxonomy places the organism in Eukaryota, Viridiplantae, Streptophyta, Magnoliopsida, Ericales, Theaceae.